AUGGCUACACAGCCAGUGGUUUCGUCGUUCCCUUCGGCGCCUUUCGUGCAGGCAGAAAAUCUCUCCAUCCUACAUGGCCCAGUCGAUCCUCCUCUUGUGGACCUCACAUUGGGCGAGCUUCUUGAACUUCAAUGCCAGCACCAUGGCACUCAGGAGUGCCUCGUCACCCCAUGGAAUGGCACCCGUUGGACAUACAACGAGCUAAAUCAGCAGAGUUCUCAGCUCGCCAAGGGUUUGAUGUCUUUGGGUAUCGGCGUUGGUGAUAGAGUCGGCGUUAUGGCAGGCAACUGUGCAGAAUAUGCGGCGAUUUUCUUUGCCGUGGCACGUAUCGGCGCAAUCUUGGUCAUUCUCAACAACACAUACACUCCAACAGAAGCACAAUAUGCUUUGAAGUUCUCAGACUGUAAAGUUUUCUUCACGACCAAGAAGAUCGGCCGGGUGGACAACACAAAACUCCUUUCGGAGUUGGCAACCCUGGAGCACAGCCCAAAUGUUGUGAUCAUCCGAGGCGAAUCAGGUUCAUAUCCAACCUACGGUGACCUCCUCAAGCAGGGGUUGAAAGUGAGCCACAACAGCUUGUACCGUCUGGGAAGAAAGGUCCUUGCCCACAAUGUCUGCAAUCUGCAGUUCACGAGUGGUACCACCGGCCUUCCAAAAGCUGCCAUGCUGACGCAUCACAACAUUGUGAACAAUUCCCGCUUCAUUGGUGAUCGGAUGCGUCUCACUCCAGACGACGUUCUAUGCUGCCCGCCACCACUAUUCCACUGUUUUGGUCUGGUGCUUGGACUGAUGGCUGUGCUUACCCAUGGAGCAAAAAUUGUCUUCCCUGAAGAGGUAUUUGACCCAAGCGCAGUGCUACGCGCAAUCUCGGAUGAGCACUGCACAGCUGUACAUGGAGUUCCGGCCAUGUUCGAUACCCUUUUCAACCUUCCUAUGCCUCCCAACUUCAACUGCGACAGAUUAAGGACAGGCAUCGUUGCAGGCGCUCCGGUUCCGAGGUACCUGAUGGAGCUCAUGGUGGAGCGUUUCGGCAUGACGGAAUUUACUAGCAGCUAUGGACUGACAGAGGCGUCGCCGACUUGCUUCAACGCUUUCACCGAUGAUGCAAUCGACAAGCGGCUAACGACCGUGGGAACGUUGAUGCCACACGCCCAUGCCAAGAUCGUAGAUCAUGAAGGCAACAUUGUUCCUGUCGGCACCCGUGGUGAGCUAUGCAUUGGUGGGUACCAGCUUCAAGCCGGCUACUGGAAUAACUCGGAGAAGACCGCUGAGGUUAUGAUCCGCGAUGAAGCGGGUGUUCUCUGGCUUCAUACGGGCGAUGAGGCUGUCUUUGACGAUCAGGGAUAUUGCACCAUCACAGGGCGUUUCAAGGAUAUCAUCAUUCGGGGCGGCGAGAAUAUCUACCCUCUUGAGAUUGAGGAACGUUUGAUGGCACAUCCAGCUAUCACUAAGGCCAUUGUCACAGGUCUCAAGGAUGCUCAUUACGGCGAGGUUGUCGGUGCUUUCUUACAGGGUGAUGGAAGCGGGGAACGCCCGACAGAGCAAGAGAUGAGGGACUGGUGUCGCCAGAAGUUGGGAAAGCAUAAGGCCCCUGCUCAUAUAUUCUGGCUUGGUGAAGCGGGUGUGCCAGCUGACGUGCCACUCACUGGCAGCGGGAAGGUCAAGAAGUACGAAAUGGCAAGAUUCGGAGAGGAAAUUCUGAGGAAAAGUCGUUUGGAGAAACUAUGA
Molecule: messenger RNA, 1728 nt
Organism: Neoarthrinium moseri
Lineage: Eukaryota; Fungi; Ascomycota; Sordariomycetes; Amphisphaeriales; Apiosporaceae
Exons: 3
Coding region: 1-1728 (575 amino acids)
Biological process (GO): fatty acid metabolic process
Molecular function (GO): medium-chain fatty acid-CoA ligase activity
Source: RefSeq, a predicted model, not a curated record